Molecule: messenger RNA, 1173 nt
Organism: Puccinia triticina
Lineage: Eukaryota; Fungi; Basidiomycota; Pucciniomycetes; Pucciniales; Pucciniaceae
Exons: 11
Coding region: 1-1173 (390 amino acids)
Cellular component (GO): cytoplasm
Molecular function (GO): cysteine synthase activity
Source: RefSeq, a predicted model, not a curated record
AUGAGCGUCCGAGCGUGGGGCGGGAAGCGAGCCCGGUCUCGAUCGUCUCGUCGGGACCAUGAUCAUCAGGGACCCGGAACGGAUCGAGCGGCGACGAAGCUCACCGACCUCAUCGGAAACACGCCCCUCCUGCGGAUCAACUGUCUCAGCGAGGCCACCGGGAUCGAGAUCUGGGCGAAAUGCGAGUUCUUGAAUCCAGGCGGGUCGAUCAAGGACCGGAUCGCGCUCCAAAUUGUGAGGGAGGCAGAGACGGCCGGGUUGAUUGCGCCGGACACGACGCCCCGAUGUCGGGUGUUUGAGGGGACGAGCGGGAGCACGGGGAUCAGUCUUGCCAUGGUUGCCCGGGCGAUGGGGUACGACGCAGAGAUCGUUUUGCCGGACGACACGGCGGUCGAGAAGGCCCAAUUGAUCGAGAACAUGGGCGCAACCGUCGUCAAAGUCCGUCCAGUGAGCAUCUCCAACCGGGCCCAUUACGUGAAUGUCGCGCGGGACCGGGCCCGGCAGUUUACGGCCCAACAGGGAGAAGGCAGGGCGCGGGGGCUGUUCGUGGACCAAUUCGAGAGCCCGAUGAACUGGCGGACGCAUUACGGGACGACGGGGCCGGAGAUCUGGGCCCAGACGGCCGGCAGGGUGCGUUUCUUCGUCGCCGGCGCCGGCACCGGCGGGACGAUGGCGGGGGUCGGCAAGUUCUUGAAGACGAGGGACGAGCGGGUGCAGCUGGUUGUCGCGGACCCCCCCGGCUCUGGCCUCUUCAACAAGGUCAAGCAUGGCGUCUUGUUCUCGGACACCGAAGUCGAAGGCAAGCGGCGCCGACACCAGGUCGACACAGUGGUUGAGGGGAUCGGGUCGAACCGGAUGACGGGAAACUUGGAGGAGAUCAUGGACGUAGUGGAUGAUGCGAUCAAGGUGACGGACGCAGAAGCGAUCCGGAUGUCGCGCAAGAUCCUAGAAGAAGAGGGCCUCUUUCUCGGCUCGUCGUCGGCGGUGAACCUCGUGGCCAGUCACAAGCUCGCCCAGGCCCUGAGCGCGGAUCGAGAGGCGACCGGCGCCGAGACGCCCGGCUGGAUCGUCACCAUCCUGUGCGACUCCGGCCACCGCCAUCUGUCGAAGUUCUGGAACGACCCGUUCUUGGCCCGCCACGGCUUCCUGGACUCCCCGCCGUCGCUCUCGUAG